AUGAGAUUAUCUGGACUACAGAAAGAAGUGUUGUCCUUGUACAGGCACUGUCUUCGCGAAACCCGCAAGAAACCACAGGUACAAUUAAGUCCUCGAUCUGAGUUCGAGAAGAGCAUCAAGAUUGACAAGAGGGAUUUCGCAGCAAUUGAAUUCUUACUCCGGAAAGGACGCCGUCAGUUGGAGCUAUACUCCUCCCCUGGCAUCAGAGACAUCCACUAG
Molecule: messenger RNA, 219 nt
Organism: Truncatella angustata
Lineage: Eukaryota; Fungi; Ascomycota; Sordariomycetes; Amphisphaeriales; Sporocadaceae
Exons: 2
Coding region: 1-219 (72 amino acids)
Biological process (GO): mitochondrial respiratory chain complex II assembly
Cellular component (GO): mitochondrion
Source: RefSeq, a predicted model, not a curated record